Molecule: messenger RNA, 1138 nt
Organism: Capsella rubella
Lineage: Eukaryota; Viridiplantae; Streptophyta; Magnoliopsida; Brassicales; Brassicaceae
Product: LOB domain-containing protein 11
Exons: 2
Coding region: 105-800 (231 amino acids)
Source: RefSeq, a predicted model, not a curated record
UCUACAAAACACACUUUGCCUUAUCAACUCCUUCCUUAUUUUAUAAACUUUACUAAUUGACUCUAAAGAAAAGCAUAUAAAACAAGUAAGUCCCUAAGAUAAUCAUGCUUAAGAUGGAGAUUAACGGUGGGGUUGCUACACCUACUGCUUCAGCCGUGGCCGUGGCGGAAACCACCACUCCUGUUUCUUCCCCUUCUCCAACUUCUUCACCUCCUCCUCCUCCUUCGCCGCAGCAGCCGCCACAACCUCCGGUUGUUCUAAGCCCUUGUGCGGCUUGCAAGAUUUUGAGGCGGCGGUGCGCCGAGAAAUGCGUUUUGGCUCCGUAUUUUCCUCCGACGGAUCCGAUGAAGUUCACAAUUGCUCACCGUGUCUUUGGAGCUAGCAAUAUUAUCAAGUUCUUGCAGGAGCUUCCUGAAUCACAAAGAACAGAUGCGGUUAAUAGCAUGGUCUAUGAAGCUGGAGCUAGGAUGAGAGAUCCGGUUUACGGAUGUGCGGGUGCAAUUUACCAUUUGCAAAGACAAGUAAGUGAGCUACAAGCACAACUUGCGAAGACUCAAGUAGAGUUAGUGGGCAUGCAACUCCAAAGAUCAAGUCUACUAGAAUUGGUAUAUAAAAUGGAGCAAACAAAGUUGUCAGCACAAGAGCAAGGACAACACAAAAUGUCCUUUGAGAGUUCGUUUGAGAGUGGCGACGAGUUCAUAAGUAGCCCCGACGAAGAGAGCAAUGAUUUGGGAUUCCUUGAGGACAAUAACAACAACAAUAAUUCAUCCAUGUCGUGGUGGGAUCCUCUUUGGACAUGAUCAUAACUUAUGGUAUUAUUAGCUCACUUUAAAGCGCUUUAGUGGUUACUUCCAUAUGCAUAUUAAAGACCUAGGAUAUGAUAUAUGCGGAGCCUUUUUUUUUUUGUUCUAAGUCAACCAAUCAUGUAUAAGCACGUAACAAAACUACUACAAAACUUGUCAAACAUUGUUACGUGGUAGUAUCAUUAUGUAGGGAUAUCAGACAAAAGAGUUUGUAUUAAGAUUAAGAUUCUAAGAAUCUUCUCCUAACGCUAAUGAGAAGGAGAUAAUUGAGAUGCAUUUUUAUAUAUUUAAUGUCUACACCGUUUUGUAUACUUGUUAUUUCGUUUGAUAAAUGA